This is a messenger RNA of Panonychus citri (citrus red mite), 1065 nucleotides long. RefSeq lists its product as uncharacterized. The transcript is spliced from 2 exons. Lineage: Eukaryota; Metazoa; Arthropoda; Arachnida; Trombidiformes; Tetranychidae. The record is from RefSeq and is a predicted model, not a curated record. The coding region runs from base 370 to 807 and encodes 145 amino acids.
UCAUCACACUAUUUGCCAUAAAAGUUGUUACACUUUAUCCAAUUGAAUCAAAUUUGGAUUCAAACAACAAAAGCCUCUAACCAAUAUCACCUUUACUCUCUAAAAUUAAUCCAACAAUUAAUUCACUAACUUGCAAUCACAAUUAACCCUUAAUCCAAAUUGUAUCGCUAUUGUUAAUUUUUUUUCUCCAAAUUAUCUGUUGUUUUUUUCGUCACCUUUAAAUUAAAUGUAUUUACUGUUGAACUCACAAUUCAAAUCAAACCUCAAUCAGUUAAUAGCAAUUUAGAGUUACAACCUGAUAGGUAUUACAAUUUGUCUUAUUACUAGUGAUUUUAAUUUAAUUGUUACUGACCAAUUAAGUUAAUUGAAAUGUCAUCUGAACAAAAAGAUCUGAAAAUCCCGGAAAAAAUUGCAACCAUGUUAAUCCAAGGCUAUUGUUUGGUGACUGAAUCAUGUUCAAAGUGUAAGGGUUUAUUGAUUCGCUCCAAAAGUGAUGAGUUAAUUUGUGUUAAAUGUUUCUGUGAACAAGCUAAUAGGAAAUCCCUUAAACAUGGACACUCAGAUGAAGAUGAAAAUGAAAAUGAUGGUGAUGAGAAAAAAUCAGAAACUAAAUCAGUUAAUAAAAGUAAAUCAAUUAAAUUGGAGAUCAAGGAAAACUCUGGACAAUCAAAUCAAUCGACAAUCACUCGUGCACAAUUAGAGGACUUUUAUCGUGACUUUUAUCGUGAUCUGCAACAAUUAAAAUCUAAUCAGAAUUCACUAGACAUUGUCAAGUAUUUUGAUUCAUCUAAUGAGAAACGAAAGUAAUUGUGACAAUCAACUAAUUAUACAAACAAAUGACAAUCAAUAGCAUGUUAACCAAUCGUGACUAUUUUUCUAAAUAUUUUCUAAUCACAAUUAAACCUUCCAACUCAAUGGAAACAAUUUAAGUGAAAUCAGAUUAUUUUGCUUUCAAUUUUACUUUUAACAAUUAGUAUAUUGAUUGUAGUUUAUUGACUUGAAUUUCUUAACAAUCAAAAUACACAAUUAACAAUUAAACUUCUUAAUCCUUUUACUAUCUUUUCA